UCGGAAAAGACGCCUGCAAUCCUCUGGCAGACGGGAGGGGACCGAGGGAGACGGCUUUCCGCAGACACACCGCCGCCGCCGCGCACUCCUCGCCCCGCCGCGCAGCGCACCGCAGCGCAGCAUGGCCCACACCGCCCCCCGCCUCGUCCUCGGCCUCCUGGUAUUGAGUUUGUGCUGUGAUGCUUGCAAGAAAGUCAUUUUUCAUGUUCCUUCUGCAUUAGAGGCUGGCACGUUAGUUGGCAGAGUUAAUUUGAACGAGUGUCUUCAGUCUGCAGAACUUAUCAGCUCCAGUGAUGAGAACUUCAAAGUUCUGGAAGAUGGCUCUGUAUAUACAACAUCUGCUGUUUCUUUGUCUGAUGAGAGAAGGACUUUUACCAUAUUACUUAAAGAUAUUCAAGAAAAUGUAGAAAAGAAAAUACAAGUCAAUUUGGUGACAGAUGACAAAAAGACCAAGGCACAGAAGACCAGGCAGGCUAGAGAUACAGUUCUCAAGCGAACCAAAAGAAGGUGGGGCCCUAUUCCAUCUGUUAUGAUGGAGAACUCACUUGGACCUUUCCCACUACAAAUUCAGCAGGUCCAGUCAGACACGGCUCAGAACUACACCAUUUAUUAUUCUGCAAGUGGACCAGGAAUUGAUCAAGAUCCAAAGGGUUUGUUUUACAUAGAAAGAGAAACUGGAAAUAUCUUUGCUACUCGUGCAGUAGACCGUGAACAGUAUCCAAGCUUCCAGAUCAUUUGCUUUGCAAGCACUCCAGAUGGUUAUUCACCAGAGGUACCACUUGUGCAUACAAUCAGGAUAGAGGAUGACAAUGAUAAUGCUCCAUAUUUUACACAGGAAAUCUUUGAGUUUUGUGUCCCUGAGAACUCCAAGCCUGGUGUAAUUGUUGGAACGGUGACUGCAGAAGACAGAGACGAGCCUUUUACUCUGCAUACUCUGUUGAGAUAUCGCAUUGUGUCACAAAACCCACCAAUAAUUCCAGCAUUUUCUUUACAUGGUGAAACGGGUGUCAUUAGUGUAUUAUCGCCACAGCUGGAUAGAGAGCUGGUGUCCACAUACACUUUGUUAAUUGAAGUGAGAGAUAUGGGAGGUCAGCCUUUUGGUUUGUGCACUACAGGAACAGUUAUCAUUAAAAUUGAAGAUACAAAUGACAAUGCGCCAACUUUUAAGCAGAUACAAUAUGAAACACAAGUGGAGGAAAACAGAGUGAAUGUAGAAAUACUGAGGGUUUCUGUUGUUGAUCUUGAUGAACUUGGUGCGCCUGGCUCCACAGCUGUGUAUGAAAUCAUAAGAGGAAAUGACGAUCGCUCCUUUGAAAUUACAACAGACAGAAACACAAAUGAAGGAAUACUGUGUGUUGUUAAGGGACUGGACUAUGAAGGCGCCAAGCAAAGGAUCCUUGUGAUUGCAGUCAACAAUGAGGCACCGUACAUGCUGGCACCACAUUCACAACAAGUUGUCCAGAGCACCUGCACUGUUGUAGUGAAUGUCUUAGAUGUGGAUGAGGGGCCAGUGUUUAAACCCUGUUUCUUCCGCAUGGACGCUAGCGAAUGUGAUGAGGUUGGGACAAGUAUUGGGAAAUACCUAGCAGAAGAUCCAGAAACUGGAAAUAGUGAAGGCAUCUGCUACAAGAUAGCGCCUGGACAGUGUAAUUGGAUCAACAUAGAUGAAAAAUCAGGUGAAGUCAGAACCAUUAAAGCCUUGGACCGAGAUCUAGGAGAAAUGAAACGCGGUCAAUGCAAUAUCACAGUCCUCGCAAUAGACAGAAAUGGCAAAACAGGCACUGGAACUCUGCAAGUUGUCAUCCAGCCUUGCAACAGGAAUUUCCCACGGAUACUUAAAACUGAUUAUAUAAUGUGCAGAGACAGAAAACCUAUCUGCCUCACUGCAGAGGAUGGCGAUAUUGCUUCUUACAGCAUGCCUUUUGUAUAUCGCGUGACUGACCGUAACUUGGCUUCCUCAUGGAAGAUAACACGACACAAUGAGAAGUCUGUGUAUCUUUCACCAAGGGGUGAUAUUCCAUUUGGAAUAUAUACUAUUCCUGUAACUGUGUCUGAUAACUCAGGAAAGCAAGGAGUCACCCAAAUAACAGUUAACUACUGUAACUGUGUUAUUCCAAGUGAAUGUGAAAGGAUGUCUUUUGCCUCCAGCAGUGUUACUCUUGGUGUAUGGGCCAUCCUUGCUAUGAUCUUAGGAUCACUACUCUUGCUGUUAAUCCUGAUUACAAUCUGUGGUUGUUGUGGCUCCGGGGUAAUGCGCAGACAUGUGACUGACGAUUGUGCCAAUCACAACUUAAUCAUUUCAAAUACGGAAGCUCCAGGGGAAGAGGUGAUGGAUCACAAUAUAAUUCCUCUACAAAAUACAGGUGAUCAAGUAGGAUGUGGAAUAAAAACAGGAGAUCAACAAACAUUUGAAAUGGUAAAAGGAAGAGGUCAUACCCUGGAAUCAGUCAGGGGAGGUGGACAUCAGACUCUGGGAUCAGUCAAAGAAGGAGGAGGAGGACAGCCUGUGAUGGACACAUGUAGAUACUCUUACUCAGAAUGGCAUAAUUUCACACAUCCUCGUUUAGGUGAAAAGGUGCACCUAUGCAGACAGGAUGAAGAACAGAAGCAUUCUGAAGAUUAUCUCCUUACAUAUAACUAUGAAGGAAAAGGAUCCUUGGCUGGUUCUGUAGGCUGCUGCAGUGAUCAGCAUGAAGAAGAGGCACUUGACUUCUUAGAUCAGCUGGAACCUAAGUUUAGGACAUUAGCAGAAACAUGUGUUAAAAGAUAAAUGUGCCUUUCACAGUGCUGAAAAAAAAAAACACUGUAAAUAAGUGGCUGUCCUACUUUUGUGAUACUGGGUAUUUUGGAAUUGAAUGCAACAGAUUCUUCCACUGCUUGUUUUCUAGGGGAGAGGUUUAUCAAAACUAAUGUAGAGUGGUGAGAGUGUAACUCUUACAUUAAAUGUAUAGCAUAUUUUUUUAGUCUCUACUAGACACAUUCCAUCAAAAGUAAGGGAUUCAAACCAUUUUUUCUUUAGACUACGUUCAUAUAGUAAUGCUAGUUUCUUUUUAGAUUACAUUUUCUAUUCUUUGUGAUUGCUUAAAAUGCAAAACUUAGUGCUGUUAAUGAUUGAUUCAGCCUCAAAAUUUUAUUAUAUUUGGCUUUGGAGAAGGAAAGCUUUUUUCACUCACUGUUCCUUUGUUUUCUUUUAAUUCUGUAGAAAUAAAUCCAAAAAUAUUACUGGUGGAUAUCAAAUACCUUGUUAAUUUUCAACACAUAUGAAUUAAAUGUAUAUGAGAUACUUCUCAUUUUUCACAUUAAAAAUACCAAUGACUACAUUAGAAAAUUUUAUAUUUUGAUUGAAAAUUAAAUAUAUAUAUAUUGUAUAUAUGUAAAAUAAUAUUCAAAAAUAUAUUUUUCUCCUAAUGGGUUGCUACCCAUCAAACUUGCUAUCCUAAGGGAUUUAUGGCAUCAACACAUAGGAUAUCAGCAUUGUAUGCGAGUAUAUAUUUUUCUUAUAAGGAAAUGAGAGAUGAAAAAAAUCAGGAAACAGGGGUAACUAUCUUACUUUAAAUGAAUACAAGACAAAUAUCAUGUUUACUUGACAUAACUUUGUACCUCAGUUUCUUGUGAGUUUUAACAUGGUAUCAUUACAGAAAUGAUCAUUGCCAAGAGUUUUGUCCAGCAUAGCUACCACUACCUUUUUUUACUUCUCUAGCUGUGGAUGUCAUGAGACUUUCUUUCCGUAAAUAGACCUGACAGAAGAUGCAGCCCAAAUGGAUUGAGCAUGUACUGCAUAAUAGCAUGUUUCAAAGAUAGCUCUAUUUGAGACACAAAAAUAACACCAGGAUAAAACGUCUGUUUAAAGCAUAUUAUGUAGUGGUUGUAGAGGUAUGCAUUUUCACAGAUCUCUGGCAGAAAUCAGCUGAAUCCCAUUUGUUGUUUUACUAGAUCAAGCAUACAUAUACAUUAUAUA
Molecule: messenger RNA, 3958 nt
Organism: Oxyura jamaicensis (ruddy duck)
Lineage: Eukaryota; Metazoa; Chordata; Aves; Anseriformes; Anatidae
Product: desmocollin-2-like
Exons: 17
Coding region: 122-2770 (882 amino acids)
Biological process (GO): homophilic cell-cell adhesion
Cellular component (GO): desmosome; plasma membrane
Molecular function (GO): calcium ion binding
Source: RefSeq, a predicted model, not a curated record